Messenger RNA from Pelobates cultripes (western spadefoot toad), 279 nucleotides. Lineage: Eukaryota; Metazoa; Chordata; Amphibia; Anura; Pelobatidae. The record is from the annotation of a GenBank genome assembly.
AUGGUGACGGUGGCUCAGAAAACGGGCACCAAUAUGCUAGACGUGGAUGACUCCUUGGCCGCUGAAUCGGUGACUGAACCAGUGACUCAAACCUACCUGACACAAGCCCUAGAAGUGUUAUCCAGCAAAUUGAUUUCAAGCUGGCAAUCCUCGUUCAACACCCUGAGGCACAAUAUACAGGAGUUGGGGUCCAGAACAUCCCACAUGGAAAGCAAACUAGACGAAUUUGCCACGGCACACAAUGAUCUGGUGACCCAGGUGGAAGAGAUAGAGCAAUAA